This is a messenger RNA of Scedosporium apiospermum, 1236 nucleotides long. Its product is annotated as Ph domain-containing protein. The record is from RefSeq and is a predicted model, not a curated record. The transcript is spliced from 2 exons. Bases 1 to 1236 code for a protein of 411 amino acids. NCBI's taxonomy places the organism in Eukaryota, Fungi, Ascomycota, Sordariomycetes, Microascales, Microascaceae.
AUGGCGCCCAGAAAUCCCAUCCUGGACGAUGUGUCACACUCUAGCCCUACCGGUGCGCCGCCUCGUCGGCGGCGACUAUCUAUGGACGAGGAUCUAUUCUAUCACCAAGUCGUCACCUCAGCACCUCGGCGACCUUCUCAACACCCGUCCUAUGAUUCCGACACCGGCGAGAUACAGCCUUCCCCCCCGGCGGCGGCAGGGGAGCCGGGUGUUGUCGAAGAAGGGUCCGAGGAACUACCCAAGUACUGGUGUUCAGUCUAUUGCGAAGGCGUUUUCGAGAAAAAGAUGGAGAUAGAAAACACCACCAAAAGGGCGGAGGAUCGUCGCUGGCAUUCCUCCUACGUCGUUCUCCAAGGAACGGCUUUAAACAUCUACGACAUUAAGAAGGAUUGGGGAUGGGGAAGAAAUAAAGGGGGACCCGCAAUAUCGCCCGAUAAUCCUCCUUGGAUAAAAAGGGGCAAACUUGAAAGGAGCUAUAGCCUGCAGUACGCGGAUGUUGGCAUCGCCCUUGACUAUCAGAAGAGGCGACACGUCAUUCGAGUACGGGCAGAGGCCGACCAGUUUUUAUUAUCCUGUGUGGAGCUGAGUACUUUUUUGAAGUGGUUAGAGUCUCUUUUCUCCGCCAUUGAUGUUGCAGCGCCGAUCGACGAGCGAGAUUUCCCCCGUGAUCAAAGUAUCCCUCGAAUUCAGAGAAUACGUUGGAUUCGAGGUGAGGAUUCGCCCUCUCGUGCACCGUCGAUAUUACUGGACAGCAAUGCUGGCGAGGAGGAGCAAACACUUUCACCACAACAGACUCGCACCGAAGAACCUGUCGAGGACGAUGACGAAUUUAGCGAUGCUGAUGCCUUCAGUAUUGAUGGCGGCCACGGUGUGAACAAUAGCGACAGGCAAGAAGGCGGAGUGGCCCACGAUCCUCACACCGGCCCGUCCCGACCGGACCCCAUGAGCCGAUUCUCAAUCACCUCUUACCCUAACGAGUCUAUUGACUACCUCUCCGGGAAAUGGGCUCCCGCUCACUACUGGGGUCCCGAGCACGACAUGCGUUAUGCUAGACUGUGCUACUCGGUCCUCCUCUUCCGCAGCCCUCGAAAAUCCAAUUACAUCGUCAGUAAAGGAAAGAAGUGGUUCGUGGAUUGGGCGACGGGGCGGAUGGUCCGGGUAUUACCACCGGAUUACGGAGAGAUCGAUAUGCUGGCUCCAUGGCACGUCGUCCACACCGAAAACAGACGGAUCUAA